Messenger RNA from Xyrauchen texanus (razorback sucker), 2495 nucleotides. RefSeq names its product BTB/POZ domain-containing protein KCTD16-like. Gene Ontology annotation, cellular component: postsynaptic membrane; presynaptic membrane. The transcript has 2 exons. Gene Ontology annotation, biological process: regulation of G protein-coupled receptor signaling pathway; protein homooligomerization. Gene Ontology annotation, molecular function: protein binding. The record is from RefSeq and is a predicted model, not a curated record. Lineage: Eukaryota; Metazoa; Chordata; Actinopteri; Cypriniformes; Catostomidae. Bases 536 to 1774 code for a protein of 412 amino acids.
CUUCCUAAUGCACCCUCAAUUCCAACUAGAUAUCCUUUUCCUGGAAUUUUUUUUAAUGCUGGCUGGUGUCAGACACAUGAACACUAACAGUUGAAAGUUUCCACAGAGAACAAGGCUCUUGAGAAGUUGAUGCUGUCUCUUCCAGGCUGUUUUAAUGGUUUUUAUCACCAGAACUUGGACUGAAGAAUUGGAGGUUACAUGAAAUGCUAAAAAAUUUCCCUCUUGGGUGAGAGCUCUACUAUUUCUACUUUUUAUUUUUGACAGAAGAAGCAAUGCUGGUUCAUUAGGCAGAUCAUCAGGCAAUUAAUUGCCAUAUCAAUUUGUGGGUGAGGACUAAUAAUCUGAGGGUGUAGUUUUGAUGUACUCAUACUUUGAAGCAGGUCUCAGAUAUGUGCACAACACAAUAACGCCUUAGAUGGACUGUGGACAUCUAAGAUAGGGUAGGUUAUGUUCCUCUUGACUUUUUGCCCACUAUAUACAAAUAAGACACUUUUGUAAAUUUGCGUUUGUAUUUUUUAAAGUGUGCUACACCAAAAUGGCACUGACUGAAAAUUGCAGGACUUAUCAAUCGCCCAAGGACACUGGAUGUGCUCAGAGUUGCUCUUCGGAUGUGGUUGAGCUCAAUGUGGGUGGACAGGUGUACUACACUCGCUAUGCCACCCUCACUAGUAUGCCAAACUCACUGCUGGGGAAAUUAUUCUCCACUAAAAAGGACAUCUCCAACGACCUGGCCCAGGACAUCAAGGGACGUUACUUUAUUGACAGGGAUGGAUUUCUAUUUCGAUACGUGUUGGACUAUCUCCGAGAUAAUAACGUCGUGCUGCCGGACUAUUUUCCGGAGAAAGGGAGACUUAAAAGGGAGGCUGAGUUCUUUCAGCUACCCGAGCUCGUCAAAAUCCUGACACCAGAUGAUUAUAUUCAUAGUGAUUUUGACGACGCGUCCCAGGGAAGCGACCAGAGAUUGUUCCCUUCGUCUUACCUGGACGCGCGCGACAGGCGCUAUGGCUUCCUCACGGUGGGAUACAACAGCUCGUGCGCCGUCGGGAGGGACGUCGAUCCUAAAACUAGAGGAAUAGCCAAAAUCUUCAUUUGUGGAAGGGUCGGUCUGGCUAAAGAAGUUUUCGGAGACACUUUAAAUGAAAACAGGGAUCCCGACAGGCCAUCUGAGCGAUACACAUCUCAGUUUUAUCUCAAGUUUCGCCACCUGGAGCGCGCGUUUGAUAUGCUCGCAGAGAGCGGAUUCCACGUUGUCGCGUGCAAUUCAUCUCUCACCAAAUCUCCUCACAACAGACAAACAGAUGACAGAUUCUUGUCCAAUAAUACAGAGUAUGUCUUUUACCGUGGCCCAUCUGGAUGGUCUUCACCUCACUGCGACUGCUGCUGUAAGAGUCACAAGAGCGAGUGUGAAGGUGAAAGCGGCACUUCCUUCAAUGAGCUCACCACUUCCUGUUCCGAGACCCAAUCAGAAGCCAGCUCUCCCCAGGAAACUGUCAUUGUUCGUCCUGUCACCCGCCAACCCAACAUCCAUACUUUGGACCGGCCGGUGAAAAAGGGUCCGACCCCAAUUCCCAGGAGAACUGAUCUGCUUCGCAUCCGGACCACUGGGCCACGUGAUAUCAUGGUAGGAAAGAGAAAAACAGCCAAGGAGAAGAUGACCCCAGAGCAGGAGCUGGAGAAAUGCAUCCAGGACUUCCGACGGAUUAAAAUUCCUGAACAUUUUCCGGAGAGGAAGUACAUGUGGCAGUCAGAGCUCUUGAGAAAAUACAAGCUCUGAAAUGAUUUCCUGUGGAAUCAGUGAGCCUAUUGGUGCAACACAACAAAGCUCUCAGUGCUUAAGAUGACAUCAUAAUUCUUCUUUUGCUUCAGUUUAAUUGGCUGGUCUGUUUAAUCAUCCAGCGAGAUGCACAUUUAACAAAUCAGUGGACCUCAAGUGACUCCUAAAAGGACCAGCCUUGCUUUACAACAAAGUACAAUGACAUUUAACUCAAAUUUCUCAGCAUCUUGACAAAGCAGACCACUCAAAUGCAAAUAGAUUGUGUAUGUACAAAAGAAGCACACAUAUAGCCUGUAAAUGUUACAAAAUGGCUCAAGGAUAGCACUUUGGGACAGUAUUACAAUGGUAUACUGAACACUGCGUGUAUGAGUACUGUGGGAUUCGUAUGUGAAUGUGUUUAGCAUUAUCUGGUAUUGUGUUCAAAUGAUGGACAGUACUACCACAAACCUAUCCUUUAUUUAAAGUGUUUAAAACAGCACAAAUGAGUAUGUUUCCUGCUGUAGAAAGAGGACAAUGCAUGUUUUUUCACUCAUAUAGAAUAAUGGCUCGUAUCAACUAGCUCCAAUUAAUUUGUGGUGUGAUCUACCUUAUUCACCAAACAUCAUUCACCUACAUCCAGAUAAAGUAUAUCUUUCCUAGCCGACUGAAAUUUUAAGUCAUUUCUGUUUAUCAUUGUGAACAUUUGUGCAGAGAAUGUUAUUUGCUUUUGCCUGUGGGUAUA